AUGGUGUUGAUUUCAGAGUACAAGAAGGCUAAGGAACAACAUAAGAAGCGCAAUAUGCGAAGAAGAAGUUAUUUGAAUCUUGCCAUGAAUGUAAUCAAGGAGUUUGAGCAUCCAUCGAUUCAAGGAAAAACCAUGUAUUCAUCUGUCCUUGGUGGUUCAAACGAAGGAGGAAAGUGGAGAAGUAUUGAUAGUGCAGCCAACACUGAUGGUCCAACGACCAUGAGUGACCUACAUGCCUUUAUCGAAGCCUUUAUCUCAUCCAAGAAGGCUGGUACACACUCUCUUGACUCUAAACCGAUCAUUAUAGAUUCAGGAGAAAGCCAUCACAUGAUUAGUGAUAGGAACUUGAUUAGUGAUGUUCAGUCAGCCUCAGGUAAUGUUCUUAUAGCAAAUGGUGAUAAGGUUAAGAUAAAAGGAAUAGGGAACCUUAGGUUGUUUGAUAGGGAAUCAACCGCCUUGUAUAUGCCUCAGUUUACAUCAAAUCUGCUAUCAGUGAGGAAGGCUACAGUAGAUCUUAGUUUUCAGGUUGUCUUCAGACCAGAUGGGAUUAAAUUUCAAGACUUAAAGACAGGCCAUGUGAUUGGAAAAAGGCACAUUCACAACGAACUCUAUCAUCUUCAGAAGACAGGGGUGUCUGGACCAUCUACUUCUCGUUUUUUGGCCAUUACCUCCAGCGGGGUUGAUAGCACGUUAUGGCAUGCUAGGCUUGAAUAUCCUCAUACCAAAUCCAUAAACCUGAUGCUUCCAGAGAACCACAAAUACUUUAUCACCUUCGUUGAUGAGAAGUCUAAAUACACUUGGGUGACACUGAUUCAGUCUAAAGACAGGGUGUUGGAUGCUUUCAAGAAUUUCUAUACCCAUAUCUGCAACCAUUUCAACGUCAAGCUGAAAAUUCCAAAGACUCCAACUAAAGUCCCCAAUGACCUGUCUCUAUUUGAGGUCCUAAACAAGACCAAGCCAUCUUUGGAUCACUUGCGUGUAUUUGGGUGCCUUUAUUUUAUGUUGAUACUAGGGGAGCAGAGGAGAAAGCUUGAUGCUAAAAGCUCAAAGGCUAUGUUCAUUGGCAUUAGCCAGCCUCAGACCAGUGGAGUACCAAGAACUUCUCCAACACCUCCAGUUGUUGAUGAAGUUGCACCAAGUGUAGAAAUAGUCAAUCAUGAUCCUGAAGGGGCCGCAACACAAGAUCAAGAUGGAGCUGAAUCUGAUCAGUCUAGUGAAGAUCAGUGUAGUGGAGAACAAGGGCAAGAAGAUGCAGUGGUAGAAGAGCAACAGAUUCAAUCUUUGAGAAGAAGUACUAGAGUGAAGAAACCAUCCAAGUGGGUCGACACAAGAGUAUACUUCAACAGCAAUGCAGUGGCUCAUCCUAUCCAAACAACAUGUUCUUUGGCGAGUUACCCUCAAGAGCAUGUAGUCUUCACCAGCAAUCUAGAUCAAGAGUACAUUCCAAAAACUUUUGAAGAGGUAAUGGAACUGGAUGAGUGGAGAGAUUCAGUUAGAGAUGAAAUCAAUGUCAUGAUCAAAAAUGAUACUUGGUAUGAAACUGAGCUUCCCAAAGGAAAGAAAACAGUAACAAGUCGCCUUCUCUUCACCAUUAAGUACUUAGCUAAUGGGAAACCAGAAAAGAAGAAGACAAGGCUGGUUCCAAGAGGAUAUAUUCAAGUCUAUGGAGAAAACUAUCUAGAUUCCUUUGCACCAGUAGGUAAACUCCACACUAUAAGGAUUCUACUUUCCUUGGCAGUCAACUUGGAGUGGGAUUUGUUGCAGAUGGAUGUUAAGAAUGAUUUUCUCCAAGGAGAAUUGGAGGAUGAGGUUUACAUGAGGCUACCUCCUGGUAUGGAAGACUUUGUUAAACCAGGGAAUGUCCUUAGAUGA
Molecule: messenger RNA, 1872 nt
Organism: Brassica oleracea var. oleracea
Lineage: Eukaryota; Viridiplantae; Streptophyta; Magnoliopsida; Brassicales; Brassicaceae
Exons: 5
Coding region: 1-1872 (623 amino acids)
Source: RefSeq, a predicted model, not a curated record